Molecule: messenger RNA, 4376 nt
Organism: Haplochromis burtoni (Burton's mouthbrooder)
Lineage: Eukaryota; Metazoa; Chordata; Actinopteri; Cichliformes; Cichlidae
Gene: prdm1b
Product: PR domain containing 1b, with ZNF domain
Exons: 5
Coding region: 1153-3018 (621 amino acids)
Biological process (GO): regulation of transcription by RNA polymerase II; cell fate commitment
Cellular component (GO): nucleus; cytoplasm
Molecular function (GO): RNA polymerase II cis-regulatory region sequence-specific DNA binding; histone deacetylase binding; DNA-binding transcription repressor activity, RNA polymerase II-specific
Source: RefSeq, a predicted model, not a curated record
AAACCACAUGCUUUACAAGCUUUUUCGUACACUGACAUUUAAGCAUAAACCAACUCACUGGCAAGGUACUGCUUAAGAAGGGGAAAGUUUCGAGCCUAAAUGUGAAAAAACGAGACUGGGAAGAGACAAGAAAUUACUAUGGACAGGUCUUUGUCUGUUAUUCAUGAAAAAAAAAAAGAAAACAGAAAACACUGGUUGCUCAGAGGGAGAAGUUUCACAUCAAGUCUUUGUCCAUACGUCAAUAGGGGAAAGAAAUGCGUUCACACAGAUUGCACUGCCGCACAGAAGUUUUGGUCAAAAUUUUAGAGGAAGUUGUGACCGCCGGUGGCACGUAACAGUGGAUUGGAAUGCUUACACAGUCAUGAGACUCUUACCGGCACUGAAGCCCUAUGUAACAUAUGUCACAUGCACAAAGGAUAGGACUAUUUUUCAUAAUCCACAUGCACAUAUUCACAGAAUCCUUAUCUUUCCACUCGUUUUAAGUUAGAUUGUUCAGAUUUGCUUUCACAAAGUAAUCCUGACUCAGCUUGUGUCACUUAGGAAAUUUUGCAUUGUGCUGAGUCAAUUCCCAUAAGGAGUUUUUACUGCCAUGCUACGUAUUUUCCUUCCGGCUUCACUUCCUGUAAACCUGUAAGGGGUGUUCCUUAACCACAAGAGUGAAAGUCGCCGUUCCACGGAAGUGAUUAUGUUAUCGGCCGCAUGACACAGGUGCAUGACAUGUGCAGACGUGCUGCCAAAGGCAUGCCUCGCGUUUGGCUGGCUGCCAGCACUUUUACAUUUCGCUUGCUUGUUUAUUAUCACAGAGCAGCAGAUGUGUCAUCUUCUUUACUUUUGAAUUACGAGAUCGUAAUUAACUUUACAACAGGAAUUUAUCCGACAAAUGUAAUUUACUGAAACCACCACCAAAAGAGGACUUGAUAGAGGUGGCAAGGCAAGCGAUAGAGAGGGAGAGAGGCAGAGAGAGAGAGAGCGAGACAGACAGAGAGAGAGAGACCCCGCCCACUAUGUCUUAAAAGCAGUACAUGCACUCAGCACUCAACACAUUCAAGACUGUAGCUUUCAGCACACACAGUGGAGAGGUGUAAGGCACGAAUAAAAGGAGCAAAAUACUGUCACUGAUAACUGAAGAGGAUACAGGAUAUUUAAUUGCCCAUGGCAGAGAUUUAUAGCGGUGGACAGCUCCAACACUUCAUUGAUGGCUACGAUGUCCACAGGAGCAAUUGGAUGCGCUACGUCAACCCUGCCCGCUCUCUUGCCGAACAGAACCUGGUGGCAUGCCAGAAUGGACGGGACAUUUACUUCUACACCAUCCGCCCUGUGGAGCCCAAACAGGAACUGCUGGUCUGGUACAGUCAGGAGUUCGCCCAGAGGCUCUGCGGCCAGCAAGACGAUAUCAAACAGAAAUACACGAGUAACAAUGAAGACCAAGAGCAUGAGUAUGUGAAACAGCACUUACCUCAGCAGACGUGGCUUAAAGAAACAGCAAAGGAAGGGGUAAAAGAAGGGAAGGACAGUGACGCAGAAGAAAAGAUUGAUGUGGAGAUGUUGGAGAGAGACACUCCACCUGACACACCUGAUGACCAGAUAAUUGACUUCAGCAAAAAAGAUGAGAAGGACAAUAAGGAUCCAGAAGGAAGGGGCAUCAUUCCUUCCCCUCAGCUGGAGCACAGAGAGCCCAGUCUGGGUCUAAAUCAUCCUUACUUGCCAGAUCACUACUCUACAUUCCCAGCUCCACACAGGAAUCUUCCUCUUCACCUCCACGGGCUCUAUGGGCACAGAGAAGGCCUGGUGUCAUCUUACCCCCCAUUACAGUCCAGACCUCUCCAGCCUUCUUAUCAAUUCCUUCCUCCCUACAACCCACAUUAUCCUCGCCUCCUGCUCCCCCCAUACUCUCCUCCCUUUCAUGGGAUGCUGUCAUCGAGAGGCUCGCUCCAAUACAGCGGCUACCUCGGCGCUGACGGACUCCCGUAUCCCCCUAUCGGCGCACCUAAUCUUCUUCCAGUGUCUCUCUCCUACACCCCAUCUCCACAAGGAGGUCUGAAAGAGCUAACACCAAAUAUUUCCCCACCGAGAGGAGCCCCAGCCACUCCAGAGCUCUCCCCUCCCGCCAAGCCCAACAGCCACUAUCAGUCCCCUGAGCAGUCCCCCUCUGGCUGUGAGGAGGCUAUGAACCUAAGCCUGGCUACAACCAAAAGCAGCACUGCACCACGCAAUGGGCCUGGUCACAAAUCCCUGCCCUAUCCACUGAAGAAGCAGAAUGGAAAGAUCAAGUAUGAAUGUAAUAUCUGCUCAAAGACCUUCGGACAGCUGUCAAACCUCAAGGUUCACCUCCGAGUGCACAGUGGCGAGAGACCAUUCCAGUGUAACCUAUGUAAAAAGAGUUUCACUCAGCUUGCCCACCUACAGAAACAUCACCUGGUCCACACGGGAGAGAAACCACAUGAAUGUCAGGUGUGCCACAAGCGCUUCAGCAGCACCAGCAACUUGAAGACGCAUCUACGACUACACUCUGGGGAAAAGCCUUAUCAGUGCAAGCUGUGCAACACCAAGUUCACGCAGUACAUCCACCUCAAGCUGCACCGCCGUCUCCACAGCAGCCGCGACCGUCCCUACCGCUGCCAGCUCUGCGCCCAGGCCUUUUUCCACCAUUUCUCUCUCUGCAUCCACCAGCGCAGCACCUGCCCAGCUAACUCCAGCACGCCUGCCAAUGUGCACAUGAAAGAGAUGGUGGAGCGGUUUGAUGCCAGCCAAGAGGCAGACGUGCUCACAGAAGCAGCAUCAGCGUCUCAGGUUGGGGAAGCCGUCGAGCACUGGCUGGCUCGUACCUUAGAAGGUGAAGGAAAAGAAGACCAGAAGGAAGCCACCAUGCUGCUAAAAGCUCUGACUGCAGCUAUUAAUGCACCACUGACACCCAUGACCCAAUCGGCACCACACCACAAUCCCCCUCUCGCCUACCAGGAGAGGGCCAGCGUUGUUCAUCUCCACAAACGGCCAUCUGUGAAAACAGAAGGACAGUGAAAAGGAAUAUAAAGUUGAACAUACAGCAUAUAAUCUACCAAGAAUAUGAGUGUCACCAAAUGAAAUCUCCUAUUGUGCCAUACGAGGCAUAACAAGGAAUAUUAACUUAGCCAAUCCAAUGAGCACAACACCAAAAGAAGAGCAUUCCAAAGACUGGGUGAUAGUAUUCAGUGAUUGUACUUUCUCCCAAACCUCAGUUAAAAAAGAUAAACAUGGGAGGUGUUGUUAAGCUGUGAAGUAUUUAAAAACCCUUUUACUCAGGUAGACGAUUGUUUUUUUGUGCUUUAACUUAUUCCUUUUUUAAAUGCCAUCAGCGUUAUUUAUUUAGUUGUCUCUUAGUUUGUUUUUUUCUAGUAGUAUUAUUUUUGUGUGUUUGCGUCUGUGUGUUGACGUUUCCAAAGAGAUUUUGAGCUCUUGGUAAGACCGCAAAUAGACUCAGGAACAACAACGUGGCACGAACCUGUGGAUGAGCCUUCACUUGUUAUAUUGUACUGUGUGCGUUAUUUUACUUUGUCAAUCAAAGGCAGGACGCAGUGAUAGCACAAACCAGCUCCUAAUAUUAUCUGCGAUUGUCUUAUUUAUUUAUGAUAAAGGGAAACUUGAUGUGUCCUGAAACUGCUGGGAAUAAGCAUUUGCCAAAAUUACAAUCAAAAAACAUGAAUAUGUAGCAAUAUUUUCACAUGGUUAUUUAACUCAUUUUUCCAUUCUAAAGAGAUUCAGUCAAAGCAUUAUUCACCUUUUCGAUGAUUACUUGCCAACUUGGAUAUCAAAGACACACCGUCCUGAUCAAACCAUAAUGUAGCCAAAAGAAACAAAAGACAAGAUUCAGUGUAAACAGUUAUUUAAACAGGUUCCUCUGGAAACAAAGAGGUUUCAUCUUUCUUACAGCUUUUUGUUGGAUUCAAACGUUUUACAUGUCUCUUACACAAAAGUUUCACUCCAGAUGUUACUGCAAAAAAAAAGAAAAAGAAAAAGAAAAAGAGCUUCAUCCAAAUCUUAACUGAAACAUCGGUACCUCAUUCAGCAAUACAAAAAAAAAAAAAAAAAAAACUAUGUGCAAACAAAGGGGCACAAUUUUCCAGCUUUUUAAUACUUUUGUAUUGUGGCACUGUAAUAAUAAAGCAGCAAUAUCUGUAUGCUUUUGCCUAAAGGUAACUAGGAACCAUUCUUUAAAACUUUUACUAUUGAGUAAUAUACUUUUCUUUGUUUUUAGUGCUUUAACUGUACAGUAUGUUUGUUUAUGUAGUUUAUUUUUGCAAACAAGUUAUGAUAUGUUAAGAAUUUAUAUGUGAGAGACUAUUUUGAUGAUACUUUUAUAUUUACAUGAUGUAGCACAUUAAAGCUAUUGUUUCUAUACA